Molecule: messenger RNA, 2835 nt
Organism: Letharia lupina
Lineage: Eukaryota; Fungi; Ascomycota; Lecanoromycetes; Lecanorales; Parmeliaceae
Exons: 3
Coding region: 1-2835 (944 amino acids)
Biological process (GO): mitotic spindle organization; regulation of mitotic cell cycle
Cellular component (GO): mitotic spindle
Molecular function (GO): protein binding
Source: RefSeq, a predicted model, not a curated record
AUGAGCUCGAUGGGCCAUGCUGGAAGCUCGAUGCUCACACCGAUAAGCAGGUUUCAUGCUAUCCAAACUCCCAGCCCCAAUUCUACAAAACAUGCUCGAGAGUAUAACAGUUUACAACUAAGCCUCAAAAGCGUCGUCGGUACCACUUCAAAUUCUGUUAAUGCCUUUGAUGCGCUUCCUGAACGCCACAGCUUUGUCUGUUGCGCCGGCUCCGCCGCUGUGCUUUCUCGAGUCGAUGAGCAUCUCAAUAUCAUCCAGCGACUAUUCAGGGCCAGACCGAAUGCAUUACCAGUCAAUGCAACUCCAUCAUUCUACAAUCCAGCAACGCCACCCAGUACUCCGGGAAAGAGUCGACAUGGAUCGCCUCUCAAGGACGGAGGUUGUGGGACAAUACAAAACAGCUUGCUGGACUAUCCUCCAGAUUCACCAAGUCAUGGUAGGCCCAACAACCGGAGCAGAGAAACAUCUAACAAGUGCAGUAAUGUGCAUCGUGUUACGUGGCUGGGUCACAGCGUAGUCAGUAUUGGAAUUCGCCAUGCCAAGGUCUGGCGGAUUCCUCUCGAAUUGGACAAUAAUGGCAUAGGACCACAUGGGAGUCUAACGCCAAAGGCUUUUGCAGGGCGGAAUUGCGUACUUGGACCUCUGAUGGAUGCAACAUUUACCAGCGUCGCCGCGAUCUCCGACUGUAAGGCUAUCCUCUGUACUGCGCAAGGCGAUAUCUGCCUUCUGGACGACAGCCACCGGACGCAGCGACUUGAGAGAGUUGCUCAGGUCGACUUUGGCAUCCUCUGCGUUGUUUUCGAUCAUAUGUACGGGCUUGUUUGGAUUGGAGGCAGGCAAGGCACUAUGAGGUCCUUGCAUCUAGAUACCUUGAUCAAGCCUACAAUACCAACAGUCCCACAUGGUACCACUUUGCCUUUCUCCUCAACCAGCUCAGACAUGGUGCCUGAUAUUAUGGCUAUCGGGCUCGUGCGCGGUAGAGUCAUCACAAUUGACUCCCACCGAAUUAUUGAGAUUCAGGGAGCAGCAGACACCGAAAGAGCUUCUGGGGUUUCCGAUUCCAAAAGACUGCCUGCCCACGAGAGUGCUGUACUUGGGGUGUCCAGCCUGCUGCCCAAAUCCAGGGUCGAUGGCCCUGAUUUUCUUACCUUUUCAGCAAGAGGUACUGUACUAUUCUGGUUGCUCGACGGUACAUGCACUGGCAGUAUGAAGAUUCCUCUGGAGCAGCCAGUCUAUCCAGAAGAUGGCGAUACCAAUGAUCUAAAGAUAGUGGUUCCUUUAGGGUCUGACGAGCAUCUGCUUUCAGGCGAUAAAAUCGGUGUUUUGCGACUCAUUGAUCGAUCUGCCGACACGGACGUGGCUGUUCAGGCGCAUAGCGGAGAUAUGAAUGGCAUAGCUGUCGCCAACACAGCGGGUUUGACUAUCGUUGCGACUUGUGGACGAGAUAGGACCUUGCAGCUUUUUCGGAAGCAUGAAUCCCGCCUGGACCUUCUUCAGACCUUGAAUGACCAUGCGGCAGCCGUUGGCGACGUUAAAUUUUUAGACAAGGCCACUCUCAUAUCGAUAUCAUCAGACAGGACGAUAAUUGUGCGAAAGCUAGCCCAUGGAGAAGAGCAGUCGAUAGCGUUUUUAUCCAUCAGGGUCAUCACACUCAAGGCCAGCCCCGUGUCCCUCACAGCGGUACCUGCCGAGCCGAACGUAGUGUCGGUUUCCACAUUGGACAGGCAAAUUCUGAGAUAUAAUGUGUCUUCUGGCCGUCUUCUGCACAGCUUCAAGCCUUCAGACCCUAUGAGCGGCGACAGCGUGAUGAUGAGCUCGCUAGAGGUACACGAGCUCGAUGACUUGGCAACAGCGUCGCGCUUACUUUUGGGCGUCUCUUCCACCGACAAGUCCAUUAGAAUUCACGAAUACGACUCGGGAGCAAUGUUGACUAGAGAGUAUGGACAGAAUGCGGUUUCCGCUAUCAAGCUCCUCCGAAGAUGUGUACAAGGCGAGCCUCCUCGUAAUCACCUAGUCAGCUGUGGCCUUGAUGGUACAGUGAUGACGUGGGGUUUGUCUUGCAACCCGCCAAAACCAACUGGAUCUCACGAUACCCCCAAUGGCGAAGAAUCACCUUCGAGACAAACACCGCCAUCCGCCCAACCUCUGAGACAAAUUCUGUCGAAGGCAGAACUCUCAGAGUUCCAGAAAUCUUUGGCAAGCCAGGGCGACACAAUGACUCCGAUACGAGCAUCUUCUUCGUCUCGCGUCCGACGCAAGAUUUCCAGAUAUACUUUGGCUGCUGUGCCCAAGAUCUCCGCUCCGGCAUUUCCACUCCCUGUAGGCGCUUCGCUGUCUCCUGCAAAUGGAAGAAUUCAGCGCCAGACCUCGCAAGACCACUCACGGGCCCCAUCAAGUCAGAAGAAUGCUUUCAGCUCUAGCUCUAAACCUCCUUCUUUGGACAGUCGACGACGGACCAAGAGCGCAGCGAACCUCAACGAUCUUAAUGAGUUGGGGGAGCAGAUGUGCAUAUCAUUGCGUACGUUCCGAAAUAGGAUCACCUCGUCAUCAGUGGCCAAGCUCGAGCAUGGCACGCUUCAAGAGCUGGCUAAGGAGCUCAACCUUACCAUUCGUGCUCUCAAUCAGAAUGCGAGUAGCAAGUGUGUAGGCGGCGAGCCUAUGGGGGCCGACGUCCUAGAUGUGUACCUGGCUAAAAUGAUAGAUGAAAGAUUGUCUAUGAAAGCAAAAUCUCAAGAGAUUAAAUUCGUUGAUGGCCCGCAGACUGAAGCGAAGAGCCUUGAGGAGCUUGUUAACCGGAAUGCUGGUGAACAGGAGGGAGCCUUGGAAUUGGAAUAA